CAAACCAAGUUCUUCGUCGGUCGUCUCUCACACCUCCAAAAAGUGAAAACACACACACAACACGCGAUAUUUCUCUCCUUUUCUUCUGCUCCUUCUCCUCCACAGUGUAUAUAUAAUUUCACCGAUUCAACAUUCAUGUAAGGUCUAUGCAAUUCAACAUUCAUGUAAGAUUUUAUGAGUUAGUUUUGAUUUUUAUUUUUAUGUUGACGAUUUUCUGCUGAAUCUGAGCCGUUGAAUUCGACGAUUCAACCACCAAUGCUACUCAGAUCUCUUCAAUUUAGUCCGUCCUAGUAGAUCCGUGCAGGAUUCUCAGUAAAAUCGCCGUAGAAAUUCUUCGAUAUUCGAUAGGAUCUGGGGAUUGUAUAAUUUUCGAGGUUUUGUGAAUUGAAUUUGGUUGAAGAUGGUGGCGGCGAAAUCCCAGGGGCGGCUGUUCACGAUCGGGCUGGUGGCCUCGUGGUACUCGUCGAACAUUGGGGUUUUGCUGCUGAACAAGUAUUUGCUGAGCAAUUAUGGAUUCAAGUACCCGAUUUUCCUGACGAUGUGCCACAUGACGGCGUGCUCGUUGCUCAGCUACAUCGCGAUCGCGUGGAUGAAGAUGGUGCCGAUGCAGACGAUAAGAUCUAGGGUUCAGUUCAUGAAGAUCUCGGCGCUCAGCUUGAUUUUCUGCGCUUCGGUUGUCAGCGGCAACAUCUCGCUCAAGUACUUGCCGGUGAGCUUCAAUCAGGCGAUUGGCGCCACCACGCCUUUUUUCACUGCGGUGUUCGCCUACUUGAUGACGCUCAAGAGGGAAGCGUGGUUGACUUAUUUAACGUUGGUUCCUGUUGUUACUGGAGUUGUCAUCGCCAGUGGGGGUGAACCUAGUUUCCAUUUAUUCGGGUUUAUCAUGUGUAUUGGUGCAACAGCUGCGAGGGCUCUCAAGUCAGUGGUUCAGGGUAUUUUGCUUUCUUCUGAAGGGGAAAAACUGAAUUCAAUGAAUCUGCUCCUCUACAUGGCUCCUAUAGCUGUAGUAUUUCUACUUCCUGUAACACUCCUCAUGGAAGAAAAUGUUGUUGGUAUCACAUUGGCCCUAGCAAGAGAGGAUAUCAAAAUCAUAUGGUUAUUGCUGUUCAAUUCUGCACUUGCAUAUUUUGUGAAUUUGACCAAUUUCCUGGUCACGAAGCACACCAGUGCCCUCACUCUUCAGGUCCUCGGAAAUGCUAAAGGGGCAGUGGCAGUUGUAGUCUCCAUAUUAAUUUUCAAGAACCCCGUCUCUGUGACUGGAAUGCUUGGAUAUUCGUUGACAGUAUUGGGCGUUAUCCUGUACAGUGAAGCCAAGAAGCGUACUAAAUGAAGGAACACGUUGAGUCUUUGAGCCAUAACCGUCUAUGUUUUGAUAUGAAAAGGUGAUACCGUUGAUUACUGAUGCUGUGCUUCGGGCGUAUGAAAUUUUGGCCAGGAAGGCGCGGGUGGGUGAAGGCUCCAAACACCUCAUUAGCUGUGUAGGAGUUUUUAUUGCAUUCAAUCUCGGUUACUAAAUCAGAUCCUUUUUUUUAAUCACUCUAUUCUUUCCUCAACUCAGACACUAUAUGUUAUUAUAAUUCUUUUUACAUCAAUCAAUUAGUGAAAAGAAAUUAAA
Messenger RNA from Salvia hispanica, 1615 nucleotides. RefSeq names its product putative sugar phosphate/phosphate translocator At3g11320. The record is from RefSeq and is a predicted model, not a curated record. Lineage: Eukaryota; Viridiplantae; Streptophyta; Magnoliopsida; Lamiales; Lamiaceae.